CUUCACUCCAUGGCCAAUGUGCAGCGAAUGUGUCAAGAGAGAGACCAGUCCGCAGUUCAUAGCGCUGUGUGAAGUGGCUUGGUGAGAACUCUAUUGUUGGUGCACAGAACAGAAUAGCGCUGUGUGAAGUGGCUUGGUGAGAACUCUAUUGUUGGUGCACAGAACAGAAUAGCGCUGUGUGAAGUGGCUUGGUGAGAACUCUAUUGUUGGUGCACAGAACAGAAUAGCGCUGUGUGAAGUGGCUUGGUGAGAACUCUAUUGUUGGUGCACAGAACAGAAUAGCGCUGUGUGAAGUGGCUUGGUGAGAACUCUAUUGUUGGUGCACAGAACAGAAUAGCGCUGUGUGAAGUGGCUUGGUGAGAACUCUAUUGUUGGUGCACAGAACAGUCCGAAUAAAGUGAUGUAUCUGAGUGUCCAAGCGAGAAGAGCGGAGAGCAACAUGGGAGACGAGCAGUUACCCCAGCUGGUGUCCGUUGCUCGAAUUAUCAAGUUGCCCAUUGUUGAGACGGGCUGCCAUCUGGCGGCUGACGUCUAUACCAGGAUCAAGAAAUCCAACUCGCUGGUGAGCUGGGGGUUGAACACAGCUGAGGCCUCUCUGCAGGUGGCCCUCGAAACCACUUUGCCAGCAGUGACUGUGUUGGAGAGACCUAUAACACUUCUUGAUUCCUUGUUAUGUAGGGGCCUCGACGUUGUCGAGGGAAGAGUCCCAUUGGUCACUCUGCCACCUGGACAGAUAUACGAGAACACAAAGGAAUAUGUGAGUAGUGUUGUCGUGCUGCCCGUCCUGCGAAGGGCUGACACAGUGAAGCAGUUCGGACUGAGUCAGGCUACAUCUGCAAUCCUCAGGCUCGAUAAUGUUAUUGCAGUGGCCGACAAAUAUGUGGACCAGUAUUUGCCAGGCACCGCACCUGAUGGAAAUCAAGAAGUGAACAGUUUCCUUAUGAACAUUAAGGGGGUGCAGACGAUUCAACGAGCCGAUCGCUUCUCACGGAAGCUGAGGCAUCGCCUGACCGAAUACACAGUGGCCGAGCUGAAGGUGCUUAGACAGUAUAGUGAGGACGCCCUACGUCUCGUGCUCUACACAGGGGAACUGCUGGCGAAGGACCCCAAAGCGCUUAAAGAAAAGCUAGCGGCACUUUGGGAGGACCUCAGCAAAGAUGAACCGGUGAAGCAGGAGAGGCCCGCCAACCUGGAGCAGCUGACAGUGAUGGUGACAAAGGAGUUGGCCCGCCGCGUCGUCCAUAUUGUCAAUUACUCGCGAGGAGGCAUCGCUGCCUUGUCUCCUAUCAUCUCGCAGUCACUUCGCGUCACCGCUGUCUAUUGUACUCUACUGGCUGACUUCGUUGUCAAGACAACAAAUCUUGACGGAGCGAAGGAGACUGUCAUUGCCAGGGCCAGGAUCCAGCUCAUCAAACUGCAAGAUAUCCUCAAGGAUGUCAAUACCUUUACAUCGCAGCUGCUGGAGAGGAUUGCGCUACAAAUUGCAAAGAAGCAUGAGGAUACCAAGAGAGUUGCACAUAACACUCACAACAACGGACAGCAUUCUGGGUCGAACAAUUUGAACGCUGUUGACUAAAUUUAUCACAACAUCCUAAUUUCAUUUAAAUUGUAAACUGGAGUAAUUUACAAUAAUAUUGCUAUCCUUUGAACAGUUUUAUAAAUAAUGUUAAAAUAGAUAUAAUAAUAUUACAGUGCAGUAGAUAAACAAAAUAGCCAGAUUAGUGGAGUAAGUUAAGAGGAUUAGUGAUUUUUUUAAUAAAUAUUUACCCAAAUGAUUCGUUAUUCAAAUGGCACUGAACAUGGCUGCUUAGAAAUGCAGAUUUAAGAAGGGAGCUGCCUAGGCAUUGUUAUUGCAAUCACCAACACUAUCAGAAUUUCAGCAAUCAAAAUAACAUCCAUUACCAGUACUCUGAAAUCACUACAAUCACAGUAAUUACCACAAUCACGACUGUCAUCGUCAUCAUCAUCAUCAUCAUCAUCAUCAUUAGCAGCAGCACCGCCACUACAAUAUCAGUCGCUAGUUCUGAAAUCACAUAACACCACCAUCACAACAUUAUCAUAAAUGUCAAAGUCACACCAUUGUAAUCACUAUCAUCAACUUCAUAAAAAUUACUACCAUUGCUACGCAGCCAAAAUCACAAUUUUCAUUCCCACAACUAUCGUCAUCAACAUCAUCAUCAUCAUCAUCAUCAUGUAUGUUUCAUCCCUGUUGCUCUUUUAUGACCUCAUCUUGCAUCCUCCUUGUUCCCGUUGGUAUAUCCUCCCGUAGUCUUGUCCUAUAAAUGCUGCGCAUUUAUCCUGGAAUCUUCAUUGAAUAAUCUGAUUUGUUCUACAUGUCUGAAUUAAUUAAAUAUAUUAGUUCAUUUGAAAAUGCCAAAUUUAAUGGCUCACAGCUCUUAGAUCUAUGUCUGAAAUUAGUAAUUAUAUUACAUGGGUUUCUAAGAUUAUCCAAAAACUUAUUUCUGCAUUCCUGAUUUAUUCAUACAAUUGUCUCAUAUUUAGAAAAGAAUAUCCUUUUUGUUCUUUAAUUGAUAAUUAUUGCUAUAUUUCUGUCACAAACAUUUUAAUUUGCAGGCGUGAACAACACUUAAUUUCCAAAGCUUUGGUAACCGUUAGAUGUAUGAAUGUGAGACAUUUUCUUGGAGGAACAAACUGAAUUUCAAUAUUUUACUUAUUGUCAGCUGUGUCUGGCCCUGUGUGUUAACUACAAUAAAAAUGUAGUUGUAUGGGAUUAACAUUUUUAUUUACUGAAAUGUUUUAUUGUCAGGUUAAUCAGCUAACAUACCAAGUUGCACAAGUCUUAUUUACAAUAAAAUAUAUAUGUUAACCAAAUUUAUGAUGACAUUCUGAUUGAAGUUAAUUUAGUAUAAUUUAUGGUGUCAUUAAUUCUCUGUAACUGUAUCACACAUAAUUAUAUUUUAUAGUAAACUGUUAAAACAUACUCAUGUAAAGGCCUAUAUCAUUGUGUUGUUAAAUAAAUAGUUUAUUUAGGUG
This is a messenger RNA of Cryptotermes secundus, 2994 nucleotides long. RefSeq names its product lipid storage droplets surface-binding protein 1. Lineage: Eukaryota; Metazoa; Arthropoda; Insecta; Blattodea; Kalotermitidae. Gene Ontology annotation, cellular component: lipid droplet; cytosol. The coding region runs from base 401 to 1576 and encodes 391 amino acids. Gene Ontology annotation, biological process: lipid storage; positive regulation of triglyceride storage. The record is from RefSeq and is a predicted model, not a curated record. The transcript is spliced from 8 exons.